Messenger RNA from Nomascus leucogenys (northern white-cheeked gibbon), 4333 nucleotides. RefSeq names its product ATPase H+ transporting V0 subunit a1 (gene ATP6V0A1). The transcript is spliced from 24 exons. Gene Ontology annotation, biological process: vacuolar acidification; proton transmembrane transport. Lineage: Eukaryota; Metazoa; Chordata; Mammalia; Primates; Hylobatidae. The record is from RefSeq and is a predicted model, not a curated record. Gene Ontology annotation, molecular function: ATPase binding; proton-transporting ATPase activity, rotational mechanism. Gene Ontology annotation, cellular component: plasma membrane; vacuolar proton-transporting V-type ATPase complex; vacuolar proton-transporting V-type ATPase, V0 domain. Bases 177 to 2870 code for a protein of 897 amino acids.
AUUGCGGGGGCGGGGGCCGGCGGCGGCGCAGGGGCGGGGCUUUGCGGACGCACGCACGUCGAAGCGCUGCUCCCGGAGCCGCGGAGGCUGCGGGUUUGGCUGCGGCGGUUGCUGUGGCGGAGGUUGGAGGUUGGAGAGAAAUCCAGGUACUCACUUGACUGGUACCUUCUGCCACCAUGGGGGAGCUUUUCCGGAGUGAAGAAAUGACACUGGCCCAGCUUUUUCUACAGUCAGAAGCUGCUUAUUGUUGUGUCAGUGAAUUAGGAGAACUUGGAAAGGUUCAGUUUCGUGACUUAAAUCCAGAUGUGAAUGUUUUCCAACGGAAAUUUGUGAAUGAAGUUAGAAGAUGUGAAGAAAUGGAUCGAAAGCUUCGAUUCGUUGAGAAAGAGAUAAGAAAAGCUAACAUUCCAAUUAUGGACACCGGUGAAAACCCAGAGGUUCCCUUCCCCCGGGACAUGAUUGACUUGGAGGCCAAUUUUGAGAAGAUUGAAAAUGAACUGAAGGAAAUCAACACAAACCAGGAAGCUCUGAAGAGAAACUUCCUGGAACUGACUGAAUUAAAAUUUAUACUUCGCAAAACUCAGCAAUUUUUUGAUGAGGCUGAAUUGCAUCAUCAGCAGAUGGCGGAUCCAGACUUGUUGGAAGAGUCCUCAUCCCUCUUGGAGCCAAGUGAGAUGGGAAGAGGCACGCCUUUAAGACUUGGCUUCGUGGCUGGUGUCAUUAACCGGGAGCGCAUCCCUACUUUUGAGCGCAUGCUUUGGCGGGUAUGCCGGGGAAAUGUGUUCCUGCGACAGGCUGAAAUCGAGAACCCGCUGGAGGAUCCUGUGACUGGUGACUACGUGCACAAGUCUGUGUUUAUCAUUUUCUUCCAAGGCGAUCAGCUGAAAAACAGAGUCAAGAAAAUCUGUGAAGGGUUCCGAGCCUCACUCUAUCCCUGUCCUGAGACACCACAGGAGAGGAAGGAAAUGGCUUCUGGAGUGAAUACCAGGAUUGAUGAUCUCCAAAUGGUUCUGAAUCAAACGGAGGAUCACCGCCAGAGGGUUCUGCAGGCAGCUGCUAAGAACAUCCGUGUCUGGUUCAUCAAAGUGCGGAAGAUGAAGGCCAUCUAUCACACCCUGAACCUGUGCAACAUAGAUGUGACUCAGAAAUGCUUGAUUGCAGAGGUCUGGUGCCCUGUCACCGACCUUGACUCCAUCCAGUUUGCACUCAGAAGGGGCACGGAACACAGUGGUUCCACUGUACCUUCCAUUUUGAACAGGAUGCAGACAAACCAGACUCCCCCAACCUAUAACAAAACCAACAAGUUUACCUAUGGCUUUCAGAACAUAGUAGAUGCUUAUGGAAUUGGAACUUACCGAGAGAUAAAUCCAGCUCCAUAUACUAUUAUCACGUUCCCUUUUCUAUUUGCUGUGAUGUUUGGAGACUUUGGUCAUGGCAUUUUAAUGACCCUUUUUGCUGUGUGGAUGGUACUGAGGGAGAGCCGGAUCCUUUCCCAGAAGAAUGAGAAUGAGAUGUUUAGCACUGUGUUCAGUGGUCGAUACAUUAUUUUAUUGAUGGGUGUGUUCUCCAUGUACACUGGCCUCAUCUACAAUGAUUGCUUUUCCAAGUCUCUUAAUAUCUUUGGGUCAUCCUGGAGUGUACGGCCGAUGUUUACUUUUAAUUGGACUGAAGAGACGCUUCGGGGGAACCCUGUUCUACAGCUGAACCCAGCCCUCCCUGGAGUGUUCGGUGGACCAUACCCUUUUGGCAUUGAUCCAAUUUGGAACAUUGCUACCAAUAAACUGACCUUCUUGAACUCCUUUAAGAUGAAGAUGUCUGUUAUCCUUGGUAUCAUCCAUAUGCUGUUUGGAGUCAGCCUGAGUCUGUUCAACCAUAUCUAUUUCAAGAAGCCCCUGAAUAUCUACUUUGGAUUUAUUCCUGAAAUAAUCUUCAUGACCUCUUUGUUUGGCUAUUUGGUUAUCCUUAUUUUUUACAAGUGGACGGCCUAUGAUGCUCAUACAUCUGAGAAUGCACCAAGCCUUCUGAUCCAUUUCAUAAACAUGUUCCUCUUUUCCUACCCAGAGUCUGGUUAUUCAAUGUUGUAUUCUGGACAGAAAGGAAUUCAGUGUUUCCUGGUAGUGGUUGCACUACUGUGUGUACCUUGGAUGCUGCUGUUUAAACCACUGGUCCUUCGCCGUCAGUAUUUGAGGAGAAAGCAUUUAGAAGGGCAACCUGUGGAGGCCCCAGUCAGCCCAAACCCGAGCCAACAGGGACUAGAGGCAGCAGCGGCUGCAACAGGAACUCUCAACUUUGGUGGGAUCAGGGUGGGCAACGGACCGACAGAGGAGGAUGCUGAGAUUAUUCAGCAUGACCAGCUCUCCACCCACUCAGAGGACGCAGACGAGCCUACCGAGGACGAAGUGUUUGACUUUGGGGACACCAUGGUCCACCAGGCCAUCCACACCAUCGAGUACUGCCUGGGCUGCAUCUCCAACACUGCCUCCUACUUGCGGCUCUGGGCCCUCAGCCUCGCUCAUGCGCAGCUGUCUGAGGUGCUUUGGACCAUGGUGAUCCACAUCGGCCUGAGCGUGAAGAGCUUGGCGGGAGGUUUGGUGCUGUUCUUCUUCUUCACUGCCUUUGCCACCCUGACCGUGGCCAUCCUCCUGAUCAUGGAGGGCCUCUCGGCCUUUCUCCACGCACUGCGCUUACACUGCUGUUCUGAAAUAACCCUUGCCACAUGGGAACACAGUCUAUUCAACAUGAAGAAUUCAAACCUAACACAAGUGGGGUUGAGUUCCAGAAUAAAUUCUACAGCGGGACCGGUUUCAAGUUCUUACCCUUCUCCUUCGAGCAUAUUCGGGAAGGGAAGUUUGAAGAGUGAGUCCCUGUGAGGGCCGUGUGCCCCAUGCUGCCCUCCCGCCUCCCCCCACAGUGAUCAGCUGUGCUUCUCUGCCCAUUGGUUGUGAUCUGUGGGCACCAGUUCAUUCGUGUUACCUCGUCUGUGAGUCAUUUAGACAGAAUAGUCCUCCCUGGGUCUCCCACCGCCCCUAGCUUUGUGUGUAGUGUAGUGAUUUUCUGGCUGUCACUCAUACCCACUGGGCACCAGCCUUGCCCUCUUAGCCUCCAUCCAUCCAGACAGCCCUUCCCACCUCCUGGUGGUGAGCCAGUCUGCAUUCCCACGCCAUCCCAAAGCCCUUUCAUCUUCCCCGUGCAUUGUAGAUGGACGGAGCACCCAUGCCAUUCACAUCUAGACUUUGAGUUCCCUGCAUCUGCCACCGUAGUUUCUAGCAGGAGUAGUGGGGGGAGCAAUACAGGUUCUCCCCUAGAAGGGGACACUGGUAACGCGUCCCACUCUUGGAUUAGCAGGGGUGGGUCCAGAAAGAUGAUAUUUGCGUCUUUUGCCCACCCCCCUCUCGUGCUUGUUAAUCAGGCAUUCAGCUGGACCCAACUAGGCCAUCAUGAGUGGCUUCUCCCUGUCACUCCCAGGGGUCAUAGGAUAUCAACACCGCCUUUCUGACCCCACCUUGCACUCCCAUCCUCUCCUCUCUCCCCAUUCAUGCCCUGCACUACAUAGCACAGCCGGGAGUGCUUGGAACAGAGGUCUUGGCUGCUCCGCAGUGCACAGGGCUUCCCUUUCCCGGGGUGGCUUCUUCCUAGGCCUUGCAUGGGCCCUGCCCACAAGCACACCCUCGGGCCGAGGGUACAGACUGAUACUCUUCCCUGGUGGAGACCCUGAGAUCUUCCCCACCCCCAAUCAUGAUGUCUUCAAUGUGGGACUGGGGUCCUCUUGGUUCUGCCUGCAGCCUGCCUGGCUCUGCCCCCAGUGCCCCCUCCUCACCACACUGGCCCCAGGUCUCAGGAGGGGUGUCCUGGGCAGGGAAGGUGAGUGUCACUGAUGGUUUGCUGUUUGGAAGCCAUUGGCAGGGCUGCCGUGCAUGUGGCUUUGAGGGCUGCACAGUCCUGCCAAGGGGCUUCCUCCCCGUCACCCCGAACCUUGUAAUCAUGUGCUGGCGUGGCAGCCCUGGCUAAGUUAAUCCCCACUGCUUUCAGUGAUAGAAAUAAUUCCCUGAGUGGGCCAGGCUGGUGCCCUCUGCCCACCCUGGCUUUUCUGAAUGAGCUGCCUGGAGCCUUCAUCCCGUCUUCCAGGCUGGGCUGGCCUUGGGCAGGGCCACUGUGUGCUGGCCCUCUGUGACCUGACCCGACCUUGUGCAGCCCCCUUGCCCUGGUGUCCCGGGUUUUUGUGAUGAUUUUUGCUCUGUUUCCAGUGGGGUUUGAAGCAGAGUUCAGGGAACCCUGCCCAAGGCCCUCCUGUUCAGACAUUCCUAUGUUGAAUAAAGUAUGUUUGACUCCCCCA